This is a messenger RNA of Leucoraja erinaceus (little skate), 8291 nucleotides long. It is a transcript of the gene igsf10, whose product is annotated as immunoglobulin superfamily, member 10. Gene Ontology annotation, molecular function: protein binding. The transcript has 6 exons. The coding region runs from base 546 to 8258 and encodes 2570 amino acids. The record is from RefSeq and is a predicted model, not a curated record. Lineage: Eukaryota; Metazoa; Chordata; Chondrichthyes; Rajiformes; Rajidae. Gene Ontology annotation, cellular component: extracellular region.
UAUGACACAAAGUGCUGGAGUAACUCAGCAGGUCUGGCUAGAACAUGUCAGGAGUCAGAUGUUAUGGGGAGAAGACAGGAGAAUGGGGUUGAGUGGGAAAGAUAGAUCCGCCAUGAUUGAAUGGCAGAGUAGACUUGAUGGGCUGAAUUGCCUAAUACUGCUCCUUCACAUAACUUAUGAACUUAUGAAUAUGGAUAGCUGACGUUUCAGGUCGAGACCCAUCUUAAGACUGAAGUAGGGUCUCGACAUGAAACGUCACCUAUCCUCAACUUAUAACACAAUGCAUCAUUUAUUGAUAUGUUCCAACGUGUUGUUUGGUUGGUGUGAUUGACAAUGGUUUUAUUGACAAAAUGUGUUGGUUUUUUCUUUGCUUAUUACAUUAUAAUAUUUGUGUAGAUGCAAUAAACCAAAUAUUUGUUUUAGAAAUCUCUAAUUGUCACUAUUGGAAGUUAAGGUGUAUAAACACACCCUUGCAUUCUUCAGGUCUGGGGUCCACUGACAGGAAACCUGUGGCAUGUGACGACUAUCCAAGGUCCUAAAAGAGGAUGGCUGUGGUCAGUGGGCGAAGCCUCUCUUCCUGCUCUCCACAUUGGAGUCUACUGGUAUUCCUGGCUGUUUUCACCUGGUCUUGGAGCACCUGCCUUGCCUGUCCAAAACCAUGUGCUUGCUACGUACCCACCGAGAUCCACUGCACCUUCAGAUACCUCAACGCCAUUCCAGAAAGCAUCCAAGCUCAUGUGGAACGCAUAAAUUUGGGUUACAAUAACCUGAUGAAGUUAACAAAUGGCAGCUUUUCUGGCUUAAGACAUCUCGAGUUGUUGAUGCUUCAUAGCAAUAAGAUCCAAGAGAUACCAGACAAUGCGUUCAAAGAUCUGCAGAGUCUACAGGUUCUGAAGAUGAGUUACAACAAGGUGAAAACAUUGAACCGUGAGGCUUUUCAUGGUCUACGCAGCAUAGUGCGGUUGCAUAUGGACCACAACAACAUCGAAUUCAUUAACCCCGAGGCAUUCUAUGGGCUAUCUACAUUGAAGCUACUCCACUUAGAAGGAAACAUGCUGCAAGAAAUCCACCGAGAUACAUUUGUCACAUUUCGUUUCAACCAGAUCUUCAAAGUAUCUUCAAUAAAGCAUCUUUAUCUGUCAGAAAAUGCGUUGACAUCCAUCCCUAGUGACCUGCUUUCAUACAUCUCAGAAAUUGAAAGUAUUUACCUUCAUGGCAACAAAUGGUUUUGUGAUUGUAACUUGAAGUGGUUAGCUGAACUCAAUGAAAGGCUGCCAGGUGUGCUUAAGUGCAAGCGAGAUCGCAACUACCCCAAUGGCCAGAUCUGUCCUGUGUGUGCGAAUCCAAGUGUCUCUAAGGGCAAGGAUAUUUUACAGCUGCCUUCUUCCACGUUUGCUUGCAUGCCAUCAAAGAUCCAGUCUCCCCUGAAGAUCAGAAGCAGCGCUAUGGAAGAAGAAGGGGACUAUGCUCUCGGUCAUGCCAAGGCUUUCGUGGCACCGUUGGGUCAAAUGAGUUUGAACAUGAGCGACCAGUCGGGGAAUGGGUGUGAAAUAACCUGCAAUGUACACAGGCCCGUGAAAACACCAGACGUAAUGGUGGAUCAGAAAGAAGACCAUGUACUGCUCAAUACAUCCCUAUCCACCUUCCUUCUUUGCUACGUUGAUUACGAGAAGAUCCAACGUCUAUGGGGGAUCCUGGCGAUGUACACAGACUCACCACUAAAGCUGGAGCGGGAUACCCUGCUGACUGAAACGCCAUCCAAAAGCUACCUUUACAAACAGCCCGCAACCAUGGACAUGCACCAUUUUACGGGUAUACAGGCAGAGAUCAGAGCUGAGCCUUCGUGGCUACUGCACAGUGAAAUCACCCUGCAGCUGGACAGGAGCAGGACAACCCUCAAUGUCUUGCAGAUCAAGUACCACAUAGACUUCCAGGUCACCUUCCAAGACUUGGAAGUGAAGCCAGGGAAAAACAGCUGGGUGAUGAUAAAGAGAGCAAGCAGUGUCAGGACUGAACAUUUUGUGGUGAUGGGUGGGACCGUGGACUUGGAAUGCCAAGCCUUUGGUGACCCCAAGCCCAUCAACGAAUGGAUUCUUCCAGAUGGUAGCAAGGUCCGAGCGCCUUACAGCAGCGAGGACAGCCGGAUUUCAGUCAGUGCAGAUGGCAAGUUCAGGUUAAGCUUUGCUGACCUCUACGACACUGGCAUCUACCACUGUGUCGGGACCAAUUACCAAGAUGCAGACGUGUUGAGUUUCAGGGUGACCAUACUGGACCCCAGCGUUUCUGAGAAGGACAUAAAUGGACCUUACAUUUCCAAAUCGACUGGGGACUCCUUGCAGCUCCCAUGCCAAGCCUCUGGAAUUCCAAAUGCAACAGUCAGAUGGGUCCUUCCUGACCACAGGGUUUUAGAUCGCACCACUACCAACAAGGAGAUAACACCAAAUGGGACGUUGAUGAUAAAGAAGCUGACGCUCAGAGACGGCGGCUAUUACAGGUGUGUGGCUUCCAACCGCUAUGGAGUUGAUCUCCUGGCACUACAGGUGACGGUGACCGGACCCGAGAAAGGAAGUGCUGAAAAUAACGACGCGGCAGAGGACGGCUUAGGUUCAGGGGAGAGUGAGGAAGAGUCACUGGAUUUUGAAGAAACGGGGAGAAACCACAGCCAGUCCGCCACGGAGAACACGCCAGAUGAUAAACCAGACCAAGCCACCACUCCAGAACCCAGGACUCAGCCAACAACGGCAGCGGUGGCACCCAGGAGAAGAACCGGUGGCGGCGGGAGGUCCCGAACUCGCUGGAGGGCCAACCGGAGGACGUUGAAGCAUCCCAGAAAAGUUGAUCCCAAGCAUUGGGCCGAGUAUCUGGAAAGAGCCAGGAAGAACGCCGCAGCCAAGCCAACAACAACAACGCGAGGAAUCACAGAUAAACCUCAGGGGGGUUCCCAGGCAUCUCCGGAGGGAAGGGAAGCGUCGGGAGACGACCAGGAUAGCCCAGUGGACGAGGAAUUCAUCGCGGUGACCACCAGGCGGCCCCGAGAGGUUCCAAUCACAUUGGUAUCUCCUCGCAUAAGGCCAAGGGGUCCCCAUGCGAAUGGAGCGCCAGUGGUGGCACAGUCUCCAAUGCUGGUACAGCCCACUCCACCUAACGAAAGAGUGGCAACGUUUCCAAUGAGCCAGGUGUCCACAUACCCCAGUCUGCAUCCUGUGCCUACAGAUUCCAUUGAUAAAAGGAGACCGGGAGGUGUCAAAGCCCCGACUGUAACUCCCCAACAACCCAAUGCUGAAGGGCAUAUGACGUUCUCCGAUGAUAUUUUAGAUCUUCAAGUUACCCAUGCACCUACCCCAGCCACAAUGGGGAUGCCCACGCCGGAGGCAGAUAUAAUCCCACCAGGAGAACAUACAACACAAGUGGAGGUCUCGAAAGGCGGGAGCGUGACCAUCAGUGGCGGCCACCAUCACCCUAUGACCAGCAAAGACCAUGGUCAUCAAGUCCCGCAUGAACCCAGGCAUAAAGCCACCACCUCCCCACCCCCCUUGCUCUCCACCACUGCCAGCCACACUGUCACCGACGCCUCCGUUUCCAAACCAAAGCUUUGGGGACGAAGACGGAAACAGCCGUACAGGCGUCGAUACGGCCGGCCAGGUGUUAACAAACCUUGGUAUAGCAUCGUGAGACCGGGUCGGCGGAGAUACGGCGGGUCGGCGAUGACACAGUCACAUCGCAAUUCCGCUAUCACCGAGGUCCCACUGCGACUCCCGUUCCCACUGUCCCCUCCCACACAGACUGAGAUAGCACCGAUGGAGAACGCCGCAGUUCCCCCUCAGCCACGGAUCCAGCUUGGCAGAGGUUCCUUGGAGGAAGACGAUCGGGCCAUCAGUCCCGACAGCAACACACAAGUCCCCACUUGGAAAACCAUAACACAACCCCCGGCGACCAGUCCAAGCACCAGCCCGAACCCAACCUUACUAGCUAUCAAGAGACCUACAGAAAGUCCACCCCAAAUGAUCUACUCUUCAACAUAUACUCCAACCACUAUGCAGCCUACCAGCCAGCCCCACAAAGCUGUUCGUGGAAAGAUCCCCUGGGAUAGGCUUUUCGGGUUCAAUAAUCAAAGGGAUGUACUCCGGAGGCUUCGGAAACCCAUGAGGGGUACCGGGCCUAAACUUGUUACUCAAGGAACGUUCGUUCUGACCAAGCCGACUCUCCGAGAUGUGGUGACCACGGUGCCAAUGGUAGAACCCACAGUACUCCCUCUCACCACCCCACGUACCCAAGACACCACCACCGGACAAACCACGCGGAUUCCCGUGACCUCUGCCGGCGAGAUUACAAGCACCAUCCUCCCAUCUACCGUUGGAACGGCGGCGGUCGCUACAGGGACCACCCCCAUCACAGUCACCACGACCCGGGCAACUCUCACCACCAGACAACGGGCGUUCUUCCGGCGCAGGAGACCGGGGUAUCCCUUCGGUAGAAACAAGAACCGAUGGUUGUCGUCGAGGCCCGCCUCCGGACGCAAUCGCUCGGCGGCUGAGAACAGGAAGACAAUACUAGACAGGACGAAAACUAGAUUGGCCGUGACUCCGACUGUCCCAGUAACCACCAAAGCGCCUCUUCCUGUUGCAGUAGAGACCAGCACUUGGAACAUUGGUGCGCACUGGAGACGUUACCCUACGACGGUUGUGACUACUGCACCCGCGAUCCACUACGGUCCCAAGCCUCGGGUUCUAUCCAUCCCACCAAUUCAACCCAUCGCAACCGUUCCAACAACCAUACCAUCGUCCACCGCUGAAGAUGCCGGGACCACAACCACACUGGCUCCAACAUACGCCGCCACCAAGAUAAGUCGGUUGCCCAGAAUCAGUAACAGAAUUAGUCCUGUUACCCCACCAUCUAGCACUUCCCCGACCACCGCGCUGGUCACCGAAUCAAGCGAGCGCCCCACCACAGCGGCUCCUACCUCUAGCCGCGCCCUGACCACCUUCCAGCCCACCUCCAAGGCAGUUCCCAGAUUCCGCAUCACCUUACACAGGUUUGGCAUCUCUCCGCCCCGCAGGCGCCCGCCGUCCAUGCCCCCUGCUUUCGGGGAGGCCAAUCCGCGGUGGGGAAUGUCUCACGGCCGCAUCUUCGGCUCAAGUUCAACAAUCUCGCUGAGCUCUACAGAGGCGCCGAGUGAACAUAGAGCGACCAGCCCCGCUCCAAACGUGGACCUUGAGAACGCCAUAGAGGUCGGAGACAGCAGAGAGGACCUCUCCAGCGAGGCCGGCCCUUCCUCUCCCAAUGUUAUCGCCGUGGAUCCGCUUAUAGGACAGCGGCCCUCAAAGCCGAGAAUAACCGAUGGGACGGCAGCUAGUCUCACGGUGCUGGCCGAUUCUGACGCUGUCCUGACUUGUGAGGCCUCCGGAAAUCCCCACCCCGCCAUUACAUGGACAAAGAUCUCAACGGGGGCAACGAUCACUGCCAACGCCAAGCGAGGCAACAAAUUCGAGGUAUUUGCAAACGGUACCCUGUCCAUUCAGAAGAUCAAAGUUCAGGACCGCGGACAGUACCUCUGUACAGCCGAGAACCAGCACGGCUCCGAUCGACUGCUGGUCACUUUAUCUGUGCUGGCUCUCCCGUCCAAAAUACUGGAGCCUCGGGUAAAGGAUAUCACCGUCCACUCGGGAUACCCCGUGGAGAUGAAGUGCAGGUCCCAGGGCCGUCCUUCACCGACCAUCUCCUGGAUCCUUUCCAACAAGACCAUGGUGAAAAACAGCAGCCCGUUCAACGGGAGAAUCUCGGUGCUGGCUGAUGGCACGCUCCGUAUUAAAGCGGUGAGCGUGUACGACCAAGGUAGUUACAGGUGUAUAGCCAGCAACCCCGCUGGGGUCCACAUGGUGACGGUGCGGAUACGCGUGUUGGCGCAGCCGCCCAGCAUCUUUGAGGACAAACGGCAGACGAUCAAGGCGCGGACCGGGGAGAACAUCAGUUUACCAUGUACCACCGAAGGCAACCCGCCGCCCUCCCUCCGCUGGCUGGUCUUCGACGGCACCGAAAUCAAACCCUUGCAAUUCAUCAGCACCAAACUGUUCGUCUUCACCAACGGCACGCUUUACAUCAAGUCGCUGAAACCGUCCGACAGCGGGAAUUAUGAGUGCGUGGUCACUAGCUCCAGCGGCUCAGAGAAGCGGGUCGUGAGCCUGAUGGUGGAGCGACACCAGGAACGACCCAAGAUCCUCGCUGCUUCUCCCACCAAGCAUAAAUUGAACUAUGGAGAUAAGCUCCAGAUCCACUGCUUGGUCGCGGGAGAUCCGAAACCUCAAAUCCUUUGGAGAUUACCUUCCAAGAUAUUCGUGGAUCAGUGGUACCGGAGAGGAGGCCGCGUGGUUGUGUUGUUCAAUGGGACCUUGUCAAUCGAUUCCACCACGGAGAAGGAUGCAGGGGACUACCUCUGUAUCGCCCGCAACAAUGCUGGGGAAGACAUGAUGUCAGUGAAAAUCGACGUGUCCUUGAAACCGGCGUUGAUAGAACAUAAGCAGUCCGUUGACAAGCACGUUUCCUAUGGCGGAGAUCUUCAUGUGGACUGCAAGGCAUCAGGGGAACCCAAGCCCGAGAUCUCCUGGAGUUUGCCCGACGGGACAAUGGUCAACAAUGUCCUCCAAGCUGAUGAUAGCGGCAGGAGGACCCGUAGGUACGUCGUGUUCGGCAACGGUACCCUCUACUAUAACAAAGUCGGGAUGGCAGAGGAGGGCGACUACACCUGCUACGCUCAGAAUACUCUAGGCAAGGACGAGAUGAGGAUCCAUGUCACUGUGGUGGCCUCGAUACCACGCAUAAAUAAACCCUACAAGCCUUUCCACAAGGUGAAGGUGGGAGAAUCGGCAAUGUUUGACUGCCAAGCCAUGGGAACGCCAUUGCCCAAGAUAUUAUGGAUGUUGCCUACAAAUGAAAUCAUCUCCUUCUCCAAGAGUAGGUACCACAUUCAAUCCAAUGGAUCUUUGCUCAUCAAGAAUGUCCACUUUGCAGAUGCCGGGAAGUACAUGUGUAUAGCCCGUAAUCCGGGGGGCGAUGCCACAUAUCUCCUGCAUCUCAAUGUUGCUUCCACCCCACCAGUGAUCAAUGGCUUCCGGGGGAAUAGGACGGUCAUCGAGGAGGCGGUGGUGAGACAAGCCAGGAAGCAGAUGCAUUGCAAGGCCGAGGGGAUUCCCAAACCUCGCAUCACGUGGAUUAUGCCCGAUAACAUCCUGAUCCAUGCCCCUUACUACGGCAGUAGGAUUGUUGUCCAUCGCAAUGGCACCUUAGAAAUUCGCAACGUGAGGUCUUCGGACAAAGCGGAAUUCACCUGCGUGGCGAGCAACAAUGUGGGGAAGUCCACACUGGUGGUCAUCUUGGACGUCACCCAGAUGACGAGGAGACCCAUGUUCAAGAAUCCAUUCAACCAGAAGUUGAUCGCUGGCAACCAAGUCACCGCCGUCUUCAACUGCUCAGCGGAUGGCAUCCCACCGCCAGAGAUCAUCUGGAUUCUACCCAAUGGGACGCGCUUCACUAGUAGACCCGAGGCAGCUCGCUACCAAAUGGGGAGUGACGGGACCUUCCUUAUCCACAGUCCCGUGGCUGAGGAUGCGGGCAAGUAUCGCUGUGCAGCCAAAAAUAAAAUCGGAUACAUAGAGAAACUCAUUAUCUUGGAGGUUGCCCAGAAGCCCGUCAUUCACACCCACCCACUAGGGUUAAUACGAAGCACGAGUGGAGAUAGUUUGAGCCUCCAUUGCUCCACCAGUGGUAGCCCAGUGCCAACAAUUUCAUGGACCGUGCCAAGCGGAUCUGUCCUCGAUAGACCUCAGAUCAACGCGAGGUACAUCCUCUUUGAAAACGGGACUUUGGUCGUCAGGGAGAUCAGCACGCACGACCGGGGUAGUUAUACCUGCAAAGCCCACAACAAUGCUGGCAUCUCCUCCCAGGUCACGCAUGUGAUAGUACUAGCCUAUGCCCCUCGUAUUACUAAUGGCCCCUCCAAAUCCAUCCAGUCAAGAGGUGGCUCACCCGUUCAUCUCAACUGCAUGGCCAUUGGGAUCCCCAAGCCUGAAAUUGUAUGGGAGCUGCCGGACCACACUGUGCUUUCAACGUUCAAGAACGUGCGCCCAACUGGGAGAGAAUUCUUGCAUCCCCAGGGAACAUUAGUAAUCCAGAUGGCAUCCGUUCAUGAUUCAGGCACUUACAAAUGCACAGCUAGAAGCCAUCUAGGCAGUGACUCCAGACAAACGCUGUUACAAAUCAUCUGAAAUGACUGCUCUUCAUAAAAUGAAGUCUUGCUC